UUUAAAAGAUCGGAUUCUGAAGGCUUACCGAGAGCAAAUCUUUGAUCGAACAUGUUAAUAUCGUGGUUUCGACGAAUUCCGAAAAGUAGCCGUGUCGUGGGUGCCAGAAAUUUUGGCGGAAGUAGCCCCAAAUAUUCGAACGUUCUGUCCGGUAUACAGAUGGAUAUACCGAACAUGAAUUUUCACGAAUACCUUUUUUCGAAAAAUGAAAAAUUCUACGGAUUAACGGCCUACGAAUGUGGCGUUACUGGGCGAAAAUACACCUACGACGAUGUCAGAAUCAUGUCGAGAAACUUAAGCAAAAAUCUCAGGAAGAAACUUAGAUUAAACAGGGGCGAUGUCGUCGCGAUUUUGUUGCAAAAUAUUCCCGAGUAUCCAGUGGCGGCGUACGGCAUUUACGAAGCGGGAUUAACAGUAACCACGAUGAAUCCGAUAUUUACCGCAAACGAAAUAUUUAGGCAACUCGCAAGUUCUUCUACCAAAGCAGUGAUUACAAUGCCAGAACACUUCGAUAAAGUUAAAUUGGCUGCUCAACAUAUCAAAAAAGAUCUACCAGUCAUAUGUGUCAAGACCAAAAAUGGAGAAUCGCUUCCGCGUGGUGGAAUCGAUUUUUUUGAAUUCACUAGUACAGACCUGGAUAUGCCGAGUAUUCAGCCUAGCAAUAUGGACGACGUAUGCACGAUUUUAUAUUCCAGUGGCACUACGGGCCUUCCGAAAGGGGUAGAACUCACUCAUCGGAACUUAGUUGCAGAACAGAGUCAGUUCUGUCACACAGACGUAUUGAUGGUCCAACCACCAACCGAAACCACGCAAGAAGUAAUACCGGGUGUUCUUCCUAUGUACCAUUCGUUUGGAUUUUUCAUAAUGAAUAUAUUUAUGUCAACCAAUGGAGUCAAAGUGGUCACGAUUCCAAAAUUUACACCCGAUUGGUUCAUAUCAACGUUAAGGAAUCACAGAAUGAGUGUGAUGGUAGUGGCUCCUCCCCUCAUUUCAUUUCUUACGAAUUAUCCAAACGUCAAGGACGAGUACCUAAAAAGUUUAAAAUUUGUCCUAACUGGAGCAGCGCCACUAUCAAAAGAAGAUGAAGAACGGUUCCUCAAAAAAACUGGACCAGACACUUUUAUUAGUCAGGGUUAUGGUCUAACCGAAUGUCCAUCGAUUGCUUUAGUAACCAAAGGAGCAAGCAAGAGGAAUGAGAAUGCAAGGGGUUCUGUGGGAAUUCCUCACGCCAAUACGCAGAUUAAAGUUGUCGCCGUAGAUGACCCCACCGGCACUCCAUUGGGUCCGAAUCAAAACGGAGAAAUCUUUGCCAGGGGGCCCCAAAUGAUGAAAGGUUAUUUAAAUAAUCCAGAAGCGACGAAAAAUGCAUUUGUGGAUGGAUGGUUGAAAACUGGCGAUAUCGGAUAUUAUGAUGAAGAUGGAUUGCUUUAUGUAUGCGAUAGAUUGAAGGAGCUUAUUAAAGUCAGUGGAUUCCAGGUGGCUCCUGCAGAACUAGAAGCUGUAUUAAGGGAUUAUCCUGCUGUUGAGGAUGCGGCAGUAAUAGGUGUCCCUCAUGAGAGAUACGGCGAAGUACCGAGGGCCUACGUUGUACCGAAAAACGGCAGCAAACUAUGUCCCGUCGAACUCAACAACUAUUUUAUGGAAAAAGUCGCAAAGUAUAAGCGUUUAAUGGGCGGCAUCGAAAUAACCCAUACGAUACCGAAAAGCGCUUCAGGGAAAAUCCUGCGAAAAGAACUCAAAAUGCAGUACGACGGAGGAAGGAGAUAAUUUUUUUUAAUGCAAUUCGCGAGUCAGCCUAAAAAUGUUGUAGGUCCUCUCAUUUGUUGUAAAUAUUGUUUUUUUCCUAGCUUAUGUUUUUAUUCUUAAUGCUUUCGAUUAACGAUUAUUUUAAUUUUUACCCAGAAUUUUACAAAUUCUUUUAACAAUUAUAUAUUAAAAUGGGCGAUUCACGUUGAGUGUCUUAUAAGAAGUUCUGGAAAACUUAAUUGACUUUGUUUUCAAAUUUGGUAUAUGUGCAAUGUUCUAUCAUUUUGAAAUUUUUACACACCUGCAGUAUUGCCGAUUAACCUUGAAACAAACAACGUUGAAAAUUCAAAUGGAUGCCAUGUAUAUUCGUGCGUUUUCCGGUUUUGCGUAAAAUACUGGAUAACUUUUGUUAAAAUUUACUAUUCCAACGUAUCCACUGUACAACAUUAUCCGACUACGCCGACUUGCUUUUCAAAAAUCUCGGAGACCGCAUUAAAAUCACAUUGCCAUUGAGAAAAUAAAUAGUGAUAAAAAGUGUUGGAAGAAAUAUGUAAAAAGAUAUUACUAGUUUUCUUACAGUAUUAUAAAGCAGAACUAAAGCGAUGCUUUAACUUUUUCUUGAAUGUUCCAACUGCAUUAUAACUAAAAGAUCUCUAAAACAUGGCCGUUCUGUGUCUAGGAACAUUCAGAAAAUAUCUCUGCCUGGGCCUAUAAUAAACAUUAAAGCCUCUGACUUGCUUAAUAAAUACAAGGGCUGUUGUGAAAGCGUAGUUUUACAAAUAAAUGUACAUAAAUGCAGCCGAAAUCGAGUUUCCACUGUGAGCCAAUAAGAAUUUGAAUAUCAAGCAAGGACGUGAUCAAACCGUCUCAAUCCAUAAAAAACCUUAUACUUUUGUAAUUUUUGGAGACUUUCUCUGUCUCCACGAAGAAGAGCGGGCCAACGUAGAUAAAAUAAUGGUGUCAAUUCAAUUUCACUGAAUGGGUAAGAAAAUUCAAAUGUAAGGUCUUGAGAUUACAAGAACUUUGUUGAACUUGAUAAGGCACGUGAGGUCUUAUUAAAUUAUCUAAAGAAUUAUCGUUGCUAUUUGCAAACAAAACGGACUGAGCUUUAAAGUUGUUAAUUAAGGUGAAGAUAAUGAUCCCAAAACACUACCCUGGGGAACAGCUCGAACCACGAAAUCGGAGGCUAGCACUAGAUGUGGAACAACUGCAUAAUCUUACACCUAGAGCCGGGUUUAAAACUUGGCUCCUUUAACAAUUAUGAUUAAAUAAUAAAUUUACUUUUGCUUUUUGCCUUUCAUAUCAGUGACGUUUUGUACGUAGUAACCUUUAGAGAUCCUUGAUAGCAACAAUGAAUAAUAAUAAGAGUGAAAAAGAUUGUUGUACAAAAAAUUUUGUCAUUUAUCUAGGAGUCCAUGAUUUAUGUCCUCAGAACUUCUAAUAGGCCACUCAACGUGAUUCGCCCUUUAUAGGGGAUAAGUUGUGAUUUGUGGUUCUUUAGAUGCAACACAUAUCUAUACGAUAAUAAUAGCAAGAAUAGCAAAUACGGUAAAAUUAAUAAACAUCGGCGUAUGCACCUAAAUUUCACACACUAACCUGCAAUGUUCAGACUACGUCACCUAUAUUUAUUUUAAAUAUGUUCAAAUUUUGUUAAAUGUUCUGUGAAAAAGCGAAAAGUCUGUGAAGAUUGCUGUUAAAGAAAGCCGCAAAGUUCAAUUAAUUUUACCAGAUUUACGACCCCUAUAUUAUAUAAUGGUAUCCACAAUUAAAAUUCUUAAAAUAACUACAAUAAAUAUUUUAUGGAAUUUUAAAUUUAACACGACUAUAGGUUCAUUGGAAGUGUUUCGAAAUGUCGAAAACCUACUCAAAAUGGCUCAGUUGGUAUUUGACGUCACUCAUUGUCAGAUUGGCUAUUCGAGAAGCCUUUUUGAGGACACUUCAAAUGAUUUCUCGGUGCUUAUGUAGUGUAUAUUUUUAAACCCAUAGGUAUAUAUAUGUAUAUAUAUAAAUAUGUAUUUAUAUAUGAUAUUGAUAUGAUACCAAUAUCUAUUUCAAGAAAUCUAUAGCGGUCCUUUGUAUGCCAGAAAAAUAGUUAUGUACUUCUCACAGUCACAAAAGAAUACUGAAUUUGGCGCGAUUAUAAAAAAAAUCGAGUUUCUGGAAAUUUGUUUUUCAUUUCACUUUUCUUUAAGGUCAUCCAUUAUAAUUUUCUCAUUACUCUCUUAUUACAUUAUUUAACUAUGUCAAAUUAAAUUCCUGCUGUGGAUUAUAUGUCCCUUCAUUUCUUAGGAAUGGUUAACAGAGAGAAAAAAUAACAUAAAAAAAACGUUUCAUAGACGAAGGUCGGAGUUAUUUGGAUUAUUUAAGUUUGCUGUCGGCAAAGAAAUACUCGAGCAGCGUUUUUGAAUGAAAAAGUUCGUUAUAAGUUGAUUUCACUUGUACAUUUUUUUCAUUGAUAAAUUAAAAGUAAAAAUAGGCUUUUUUGCACCAUUUGACUUGAGAGCGAGAAAAAAAAAUAGUUUAUACAGACGAUCAAUCAAUUUUAAAUUUAAUAAAAAAAUAACUUGGCAUACCUAGUUGAUUUACAUAUGUUAUUGGCUUUUUUGGGACCAGUUCUUGGGGUUUGUUUUACCUCCAACACCCAUGCUUAAGUCUGGAAAAGUUCUACACAGGUAAUUCCUGAAAAUUAUAUAAAUUGCCCAUUCGUUGAUAUCGUUCCUUUAAAUUAUAGCAUUAUUAUUUGUAAUCCCACGUCAUUAUUGUAAGUAUAUCUAAUGGCAUCAAACGAAAACAACAUUAUUUUGAUGACGCACUGUAUGUAUGUAUUCUAAGUCUUCUUUAAAAUUAACUUUGUAAAACCUGUUGCUUAUUAUAGCAUUUUUAUUGGUUUAUCGUACUUACCCUUAAGGUUUUUCAAAUAAACUAAUCUAAUUUUAAGGUUAACGACAAUUUAGUCACGACUUAUGUAGACACCGACAUUCACCGUAUGGCGUUUGCGUGCAGAACUGACAUUAAUCACGGGUUGGAAGCAAGGGGAUGUUUGGCGUAGAUUUAAAACACUGACGGUAUUUUGACGUUUAGUCAAAUUGCUUAAUGCAUCUGCAUUCUUCCAGGCUUUUAUAAAACAAACUAUCAUAUCCCAUUUAUUUGAAAAAUCACGCUAAAACUCAAAAAAUCCCAAGCCAGUGAAAAUCUCAUUUUAGCAACUACCAAAACGCAUUUAUUUUCUAGUUGCCUAUUUAGAAUAGAAUAAAAUAGAAGAUUGAGAAUAAGACAAUAGUUUCGAUA
This is a messenger RNA of Cylas formicarius (sweet potato weevil), 5034 nucleotides long. RefSeq lists its product as uncharacterized. Gene Ontology annotation, cellular component: mitochondrion. The record is from RefSeq and is a predicted model, not a curated record. The transcript has 9 exons. Gene Ontology annotation, molecular function: long-chain fatty acid-CoA ligase activity. Gene Ontology annotation, biological process: fatty-acyl-CoA biosynthetic process; long-chain fatty acid metabolic process. The coding region runs from base 52 to 1767 and encodes 571 amino acids. NCBI's taxonomy places the organism in Eukaryota, Metazoa, Arthropoda, Insecta, Coleoptera, Brentidae.